AUGGUAUACGUUGCAAUUUACGUGGACGACGUUCUGGUGUUCUCUAGUGACAAAAAGGCUACGCAGCGGAUUAAGAUCGAGUUGUCUUCGAAAUUCAAAAUGAAUGACAUGGGUUCAGCGUCAUCCGUACUUGGGAUGAGUGUGCAGCGCGAUGAGGUAAAAAAGUUAAUUAAACUUGAUCAGUCUGAAUAUAUUUCCAGUGUACUAAAACGGUUUGGAAUGGACGAGUGUAAUGCGGUAGCUACGCCACUAGAUUUGUCGCAAAAGCUAACAUUAGAAAUGUGUCCAAAAACUGAAGAAGAAAAGAAAGAGAUGGAAAAGGUUCCAUAUAUGGAGGCAGUGGGUAAUCUGUUGUAUGCAGCACAAAAUACCCGGCCUGAUAACAGUUUCGCAGUCAAUUUGUUGAAUCGUUUUUCACAAAACCCCGGCAAAUGGCAUUGGCUCGCACUGAAGCGAGUGAUGAGGUAUUUGAAGGUCACAGUCAGCAAAGGCAUCGUGUUUCGGAAAUCAGCUAAAAGUUUAACUGGUUAUUGUGAUGCUGACUGGGCAGGAGAUCUUGAUCAAAGGCAAUCAACUUCUGGUUACGUGUUUAUAAUGCAAGGUGCAGCUAUAUCUUGGUCAUCGCACAGACAGCGAACAGUAGCAUUAUCAUCAACUGAAGCCGAGUUUAACAUCUGUAGUGAGCGCAAUGCAAGAAGCGAUUUGGUUACAUUUGCGAUUUGGUUACAUUUGGUCGGAACUAGUUCAUGGUGGUACAGAAGGAAUAAAAAUGUACUGCGAUAA
This is a messenger RNA of Bactrocera neohumeralis, 783 nucleotides long. RefSeq lists its product as uncharacterized. NCBI's taxonomy places the organism in Eukaryota, Metazoa, Arthropoda, Insecta, Diptera, Tephritidae. The record is from RefSeq and is a predicted model, not a curated record. The transcript has a single exon. The coding region runs from base 1 to 783 and encodes 260 amino acids.